This is a messenger RNA of Trichechus manatus latirostris (Florida manatee), 1485 nucleotides long. RefSeq names its product spermatogenesis associated 6 like (gene SPATA6L). The coding region runs from base 154 to 1386 and encodes 410 amino acids. The transcript is spliced from 14 exons. The record is from RefSeq and is a predicted model, not a curated record. Lineage: Eukaryota; Metazoa; Chordata; Mammalia; Sirenia; Trichechidae. Gene Ontology annotation, biological process: spermatogenesis. Gene Ontology annotation, molecular function: myosin light chain binding.
UCCAGAUUUUUCAUAUUGGCCAGAGAACGGAAACUGUCAACAUUUUAAGAUAGUGAUUGGGGUCAUAAAGAGAAUUGAUGGAAGAGGUUGGUGCAAAGGAAAUAGCUAUCUUAGGAUCUCCGAAUCCAGCCGCCCGGCCGGUAUCAGGGAACGAUGCCUCUGGAGGUGGUGGUGGGGCUGCAGAUCCGGGCGGUUUCUUGCCCAGGGGUGUUCCUGCCCAGCAAGCAAGAUGUGUACCUCGGAGUCUACUUCCUGAAUCAGUACCAGGAGACAGACUGCUUCCCCCCUGUGUUCCCUAUUAUGAUCCAUCGGAACAUGAGAUUUGAAAAGGUAUUCGAAAAUGCAAUAGAUCCUGGAGCUGUAGCAGACAUUUUAGAAGGCUUCUUAACCAGGUUUGAGUUAAUACAACUAGUACCUCCAGUGUGGGAAAAGUUGGCCUACUACGAAGAAAACACAAGAGAUUUUCUUUUCCCGGAGCCCAAGCUGAGACCCUCACACCAUGGUACAUGUCGGGAGGUGCUCAUGAGGACAGCUGUAGGCUUUCCAGGUAUUUCUCCCAAAUUAGAGUUUUCUACAAGGACAGCCAUCAGAGAACGUGCGUGCCUGCAUAGAAACAGAUUUCUUGAAGACAGACUUUAUUGGCAAAGGCGUUUAUCUACAUCACCUGGACCAAUGUUCCCCCGAAACAGCAUAAAGAUGAAGCCCAAGGAAAAUAAUCCCGACAGGACGCCCCGAGGCCCCCAGUCCCGGGCGCCCCCCCCAUAUCCCACCAGGCGUCUCUCCCAGGACCAGCCAACUCACUUGAACUUCGGAAAUAGUUUCAAAAUCUCCAGAGAAAUCAAACCUCCGUUUGUAGUUAGACACGUGGACAGUGCAAAGCCCUUUGGUGAGACUAUUUCAGAGCAUCAUUCCCGAAAGUCUAGAAGAAAGUGCAAGUUGUCAAACUUUCCAUUUCCAGUGAGAAGAGCUUCUUCUCUUGACAGCCUUGCAGCUAACGUCAAGGUUAUCAAAGAGCCAGAUGAGCGGAUUGUUUUCAGGAACGACUCGCCAUCACCUUUAGAUUCAAGUAAGUUUGAAAAGCCCUUGCCCAGUGACAGUAACCAAGGGGAUGCCGAUUUCCACCGGAAAACUUCAUUUGCCACCUCCCAGUAUUCCAGGUCACCCAGCCCGCUUCUGGAUCAGCCCCUUCUCCGAGAAAGGUUCCACCCUAGUUUUCAGUCCAUGUGGAAGAAGAUCCAUGAGAGAGUAUGCAGUCUUCUGACAUCCCACAGAGCUCAACAGCCAAACCAAACCAAGGAAGCUCUUACCUCUGAAGUAAAUUCUAACCUUGAAAGGCAAGGCUACCCUCUGAAGAAAUACCCACUGCGUGAGCAGAGAUAUUUUUAACUGCUGUCUUAGGUAAGUAAGCAGCUUAAGUGUUUCUUCUUAUCUUGAUUGGCUAAAAUAAUUUCAUUUCCUUCUGUCAAUGUGCCAUAACUAGAAAGU